This is a messenger RNA of Syzygium oleosum, 942 nucleotides long. RefSeq names its product transcription repressor OFP12-like. The record is from RefSeq and is a predicted model, not a curated record. Bases 80 to 733 code for a protein of 217 amino acids. The transcript has a single exon. Lineage: Eukaryota; Viridiplantae; Streptophyta; Magnoliopsida; Myrtales; Myrtaceae. Gene Ontology annotation, biological process: negative regulation of DNA-templated transcription.
GCAAAAAGCCUGCCUACAUAGCUACUGCUCUCUCUGCCCAAUCUCUCUCGCUCGCUCGCUCUGUGCUCCAAAUCCGGCGAUGCCGGCCACGCUGCGCAAGAACCUCAACCUCUGCUUCACGAAGUGGAAGCCUACGCCGUCACCCCAAUCCCCGUCCCCGCCCUUCUCCGCCACCCCCACCUCCACCCUCAUCAAGAACUUCAACACCCUGUACGACCCCACCCUCCACCCCUCCUCCUCCUCCUCCCCCUCCCCCUCCUCGACCUCCUCCGCCGCCGACGCCGCCGACCCCGACCUCGCCGCCGCCUUCGCCUCCCACCGCUUCUUCUUCUCCUCCCCUGGCCACUCCAACUCCAUCAUCGACUCCGCGCCUCCCGCCUCCACCGCCGCCGCCGCUGGGGCGGAGGCCUCGGCGCCGCUCGUCGACGACACCGUGGCCGUCCCCACCUACUCCCCGGACCCCUACGCGGACUUCCGGCGGUCCAUGCAAGAGAUGGUGGAGGCGCGCCAGCUGUUCGACGUAAAGUCCGACUGGGACUUGCUGCACGAGCUGCUCCUGUGCUACCUCGCGCUGAACCCCAAGAGCACCCACAAGAUCAUCGUGGGCGCUUUCGCCGACCUCCUCGUCAGCCUCAUGUCGCGGCCACCACGGCAACGGAGCGACCGCGGCGGCGGAGCCGAGUAUCCCCACGGUGGCAACGGAUGUAAGAUUCUCCGGCGCUGCAGUGAUUAGAUUACGACAAUUACUACGCAAACCAUGUUCCUGCGGUCCAUUAAACCAAAGAGGGAUCGCCAUGUCCUAUCACCGAUGCACAAAACGAAUUCUUUUUUGCGGGGUUGGCGUCAUAUACGGGCACUCCCACUCUUGUCUUUAUGUCGUGUACAUCAAAUCGCAGAUAUGUCAUAACUAUGGUUUUAUAGAGUAACAUGGCCUACUUAUCA